CAAGUCGUGGCCGGCGGCGGAUUGAUUGUUUUCACAUCAGUCGAUAAAAUUUGCAAUAACUAUUUUCCGAGAUAAUAUACUAAUAUUAAAACGUGGCGUGUAAAUAAAAAAGAACAAUGAAAUGUUUUCAAAUUAUUCUGCAUGUUAUAGUGUUGCUAUGUGUCUGUUUUGCGACAUUAUCACCACCGUCUGAUAAGAAAGGACAGAAAGGUAUAAAACCGCAGGAAGGCCCUCGAAAACACAAUGUUUUGGACAGAAAAUUAGUGAAUGAAGCACCCUACAUAAAAGACAUCAUAAAAUAUCAUGCCACUUAUCAUCAAGACGUUUCUACAAAGAACUUUGAGAACAUUGUGUUGGGAUAUGUAACGCCGUGGAACAACAAAGGCUAUGAUGUGGCCAAGACCUGGGCGCCCAAGUUCAACUACAUCUCCCCGGUGUGGCUGCAGAUCAAGCGGCAGAGCCCUAACAUCUACAUCAUCUCGGGGCUGCAUGAUGUUGAUCAUGCGUGGAUGAAAUCUGUACGCCAAAAAGGAUUUGAUAGGAACUUAAAAAUUCUGCCAAGAAUCCUAUUUGACAACUGGCAGAUGUCAGACCUCAAGGCCUUCUUCAUGGAGCCCUCGUCACUUUCAGAGCAGAAAGCGCUUAUCGAAGAGGUAAAGAAAGCCUGCAAGCAGUGGAAGUUUGACGGAGUGGUGCUUGAGAUGCUCUCGCAGGUCGGGAAGUACGCUGACCGCUCUGUUAAAUUCAUACAGCAGUUUGGUCUGGAAAUGCAGGAAGACGACUUCAGUUUGAUCCUAGUGUACCCACCUUUCAGGGGCUAUCCUAGCGACGAGUUCUACAUCCAGGCCUUCAACGAUAUCUACCCGUAUGUCGAAGCCGUGUCUGUCAUGACAUAUGACUUCUCUAGUCCACAGAAACCUGGACCAAAUGCGCCACUAUAUUGGAUGAAGUUAUGCAUAGAAAAACUUAUUGACAAUGAUGAAAAUCCCGCGAAGCGCUCCAAAAUCCUUCUCGGGCUGAAUUUCUAUGGCAACUCAUAUACUGCGAACGGCGGUGGCCCCAUUGUUGGCACGGAGUAUAUUGAGUUAUUGAAGAACGCCAAGGCGAACCAAGUGUUGACGUAUAAUAAUAAUACGGCGGAGAACUAUGUUGAAAUCCGGACAUCGCAGGGCACAAAGAAGAUAUUCUUCCCCACACUCUACUCUAUACAGAAGCGGCUAGAGUUAGCGCGCGAGUUUGGUACCGGCGUGGCCAUAUGGGAACUGGGACAGGGGCUAGACUACUUCUACGACCUCUUCUAAUAAUUAGAAGCCUAAUUAUUAGGGGCACUGUGCUAGUUUGCGUCCACACACCUUAGGGCACAAAGAAGAUAUUGUUCCCCACAUUCUACUCAACAGAAGCCGCGAGAGUUUGGCUAGACUACUUCUACCUCUUCUAAUCAGGGGCACUGUGCUAGUUUGCAUCGAACAUACCUUAGGGCACAAAGAAGAUAUUGUUCCCCACACUCUAAUAGCCGAAUACAGAAGCCGCGAGAGUUGGGCUAGACUACUUCUAUGAUCUCUUCUAAUUACAAUUACACACAAAGAUAUUGUUCCCCACACUACUCAAUACAGAAGCCACGAGUGUUUAGCUAGACUAAUCCUAUGACCUCUUUUAAUUAGGGGCACUAGGAUAGUUUGCGUCCACACACCUUAGGGCAAGUCUUUUGUUCCAAGACUUCGCAGGGCACAAAGAAGAUUUUGUUCCCCACACUCUACUCAAUACAGAAGCGGCUAGAUUAGUUUACUACCUCUUCUUAUUAUGGGCAUUAUGCUAGUGUGUAAGUGCGGCAAAGAUUUAUUCAUAAUUUCCUCAAAUGGACGCAAACUAGCACUGGACGGAAACUAGCGCACUAAGUCUGUGUGAUAUUAACUUUAACUUGUAAUAAAUGUUUGUGUU
Messenger RNA from Leguminivora glycinivorella, 1938 nucleotides. Its product is annotated as chitinase domain-containing protein 1. The record is from RefSeq and is a predicted model, not a curated record. Gene Ontology annotation, molecular function: chitin binding; oligosaccharide binding. Gene Ontology annotation, cellular component: extracellular region. NCBI's taxonomy places the organism in Eukaryota, Metazoa, Arthropoda, Insecta, Lepidoptera, Tortricidae. The transcript has 6 exons. The coding region runs from base 117 to 1301 and encodes 394 amino acids. Gene Ontology annotation, biological process: carbohydrate metabolic process.